AGUCCCCUGAGAAACAUUUAGUACAGACUUGCCUCAUGAGCUUUGAUUGUCCUUUUAAAUGCCCUAGGAGAGGUAGACCGGAUUUGUCUGCGUAAUUCCCACCCUGAUUCUACUCCAGUUCUUAUCUUGUACAGACACUUGGACACACACCCCACCAGGACUUCAAGCCUCUGCCCCUUUCUGAGCCUUGCUCUGUCCUGCCGUUGGUCUCCUAGGGACAUUUCUGAUUCAUUUGCAUCCUUGAAGAGCAUCUGUAGAAGAGGAAAGAAAAGAUGGGAGUGAAAACAUUUACUCAUAGCUCCUCUUCCCACAGCCAGGAAAUGCUUGGAAAGCUAAAUAUGCUGCGAAAUGAUGGACAUUUUUGUGAUAUCACUAUUCGUGUCCAGGACAAAAUAUUCCGGGCACAUAAGGUGGUACUAGCAGCUUGCAGUGAUUUCUUUCGCACCAAACUUGUAGGCCAAGCAGAGGAUGAGAACAAGAAUGUGUUGGAUUUGCAUCAUGUUACAGUGACUGGCUUUAUACCCCUUUUAGAAUAUGCUUACACAGCCACUCUGUCAAUUAACACAGAAAAUAUCAUUGAUGUUCUAGCUGCAGCCAGCUAUAUGCAGAUGUUUAGUGUUGCCAGCACCUGCUCAGAGUUCAUGAAAUCAAGCAUAUUAUGGAAUACACCCAACAGCCAACCAGAAAAGGGUCUGGAUGCUGGACAAGAAAAUAACUCUAACUGCAAUUUUACUUCUCGAGAUGGAAGCAUCUCUCCGGUGUCUUCAGAGUGCAGUGUAGUAGAAAGAACCACUCCUGUCUGCCGAGAAUCCCGGAGAAAACGCAAAAGCUACAUUGUUAUGUCUCCUGAAAGUCCUGUAAAGUGUAGCACACAAACAAGUUCUCCCCAGGUAUUGAAUUCUUCAGCUUCCUACUCAGAAAAUAGAAAUCAACCAGUUGACUCUUCUUUAGCUUUUCCUUGGACUUUUCCUUUUGGAAUUGAUCGAAGGAUUCAGCCUGAUAAGGUUAAGCAGGCAGAAACUACCCGGACUUUAGAAUUACCUGGCCCAUCUGAGACAGGUAGAAGAAUGGCUGAUUAUGUGACUUGUGAGAGCACGAAAGCUACCUUGCCUCUGAGUACUGAAGAAGAUGUCCGGGUCAAAGUAGAAAGGUUAAGUGAUGAGGAGGUCCAUGAGGAAGUGUCCCAGCCUGUCAGUGCUUCUCAGAGUUCACUGAGUGAUCAGCAGACAGUGCCAGGAAGUGAACAAGUCCAAGAGGACCUUCUGAUUAGUCCACAGUCUUCCUCUAUAGGCUCAGUAGAUGAAGGCGUCACCGAAGGGUUACCUACACUUCAAAGCACUUCUAGCACUAAUCCUCAUGCGGAUGAUGAUGAUCGAUUGGAAAAUGUUCAGUAUCCCUAUCAACUCUACAUUGCUCCUUCUACCAGCAGUACAGAACGACCAAGUCCAAAUGGUCCAGAUAGACCUUUUCAGUGUCCAACUUGUGGGGUGCGAUUCACCCGUAUUCAGAACCUAAAACAGCACAUGCUCAUCCACUCAGGAAUUAAACCAUUUCAGUGUGACCGCUGUGGGAAAAAGUUCACCAGGGCUUACUCGCUAAAGAUGCAUCGCCUAAAGCACGAAGGUAAACGCUGUUUCCGGUGCCAGAUAUGUAGUGCCACUUUCACUUCCUUCGGGGAAUAUAAACACCACAUGAGGGUUUCCCGGCACAUUAUCCGCAAGCCUCGGAUUUACGAGUGCAAAACAUGUGGCGCCAUGUUCACCAACUCUGGGAAUUUAAUCGUGCACCUGAGGAGUCUGAACCAUGAAGCGUCAGAGCUAGCAAACUACUUCCAGAGCAGUGAUUUCCUAGUACCGGACUACUUAAACCAGGAGCAAGAAGAGACCCUUGUUCAGUAUGAUCUUGGAGAACACAGUUUUGAAAGCAACUCCUCUGUUCAAAUGCCUGUAAUUUCACAGGUCUCCUCGACCCAGAAUUGCGAAAGCUCCUUUCCUUUGGGGUCUCUUGGUGGGCUGGCAGAAAAAGAGGAAGACAUGCCAGAGCAGCCAAAGACCAGUACUUGUGCUGAGCCAACCCGAGAUGACCCCCCAAAAUCAGAGCUGUCUUCUAUAACUAUUGAGUAAUUUUGUGGUUUGGCUUCAUUUUUGGUUUUUGGAAAGUGCCUGUGCUUGGUCUUGUACAUUUAAUUUAAUUUUUUAAACAAAAAAGAGUUUGGGAAAGAAUUUCUCUUUUUACUUUGUAAGCCCUGCAACUGUUUUAUUUUUUCAUGACUGAGAGGUUGCUUCUGUAAGUGCACAAUAACAUGAUGCUGAAAUACUAUAGAAACUAUGAGACUUAAGGAGAACCAGUUGACUUAAAACAUGGAUCAGUUUCUUCUUCCACUGUUGAAAAUAGGCUAACAGCACAUCAUUAGGUAAAAAAGAAAUCAGAUGAUUAUUGACCUUCCUGAGGUGAAAGGGUACACCAGAGACAAAUUAUUAAGCAGAAUUUGACAAAUGGCCUGAAUAGAUGUUUACUCCUAUACACAGGACAGUGUACAAUAUUUUGUAAAGCCUGUUGUUUUUGGAAGUAUUUAUGGUAAGCUUUCUUAAAAUUUAUUGGGUAAAUACUUCUGAAAUCCAACAUACUCUUUAUUUUUAAGCUUUGUCAUUUCUAUUAUGAUUUUUCAUGGUGAAAAUUUGUUAUUGGGAUAGGCGUUCCCUGUACCUUUAUAAUACCGCUCCUCCAAAUAAUCUUUCUGUCUUCUAUGAAAGAAGACAAAGAACUAUGAUUGAGAAUAGUCAAGCUGUGCAUGAAAUGACCAGGAAUAGAGAGUGUAGUAUGUAAAUCCCAGCUUCAUAGAAACUCUAUAAUACUGCUUUUCUGAGUAAAAUUGUUUACCUGGUCUUUGAAUGUUAAUGCCUGGCUAAUUAGGUCAUUGUAGAAAUCAGUUUUCCUCUUGCCCCAUCAGCAGUCUUUCUCUUGCAUAUACUGCGUGAUACCAUAUAAAGGAAAAAUAUUGGAGAUAUUAUAUAUUUUAUAUAUAGGUUUAUGUAUUGUUGGGGAUGUUUUUAUUGUACUGUUUUGGACAAAAUAAAGAAUUCUCUGUUAAGGCUACGUUCUUAACCCAACUAAGAUUGUUUACAAGAUUCCAUAUGACAUUGGAGUUGUCCAUGUUCCAAAAUAUUUUUAGACAUUGCUAAGUUAGUAUAGUUUUUACACAAUGGAAGCAAUAAUUUAAAAGCUAAGAAGAGGCUAUAAAAUGAUGAUCUAUGACUCAAAUUUGUUUUGGAAAAAAAGACAAAAAAGCUAAAAAUCUUAAAUUAAUGAAUAUCACCUCUUUUGCUGCUAAAAAAAUGAAACUUCCUCGUUUAUGUAUAAGUUGAAAUUUACAUGAUACUCUAAACUGGAGUAUACUUUUCAUCUGGUGCCAUUAAAGCAUCACCGACCUUGAUCUUAAAUAUUCAUGAGUCCAUGAACAAUGAACUUUUGAGUAACUUACUUUAUAUGUAUAUACCCAAAGUUUAGUAAUUAUGAAAGCACCUGAUUAGAUUAGAAAAAAGAAACGAAGUGCGAUCUCUUAUUCAAAACACAGAUCUGAAUUUUGUCUGGGUGCUAGAUCUUAAUAAUAAAAUAAUUUUUAAAUUGUA
Messenger RNA from Diceros bicornis minor, 3629 nucleotides. It is a transcript of the gene ZBTB44, whose product is annotated as zinc finger and BTB domain containing 44. The coding region runs from base 273 to 2123 and encodes 616 amino acids. Gene Ontology annotation, molecular function: protein binding. The record is from RefSeq and is a predicted model, not a curated record. Lineage: Eukaryota; Metazoa; Chordata; Mammalia; Perissodactyla; Rhinocerotidae. The transcript has 6 exons.